Messenger RNA from Lycium barbarum (goji berry), 2461 nucleotides. Its product is annotated as FHA domain-containing protein At4g14490-like. The coding region runs from base 173 to 1678 and encodes 501 amino acids. The record is from RefSeq and is a predicted model, not a curated record. NCBI's taxonomy places the organism in Eukaryota, Viridiplantae, Streptophyta, Magnoliopsida, Solanales, Solanaceae. Gene Ontology annotation, molecular function: mRNA binding; protein binding. The transcript is spliced from 2 exons.
CUCUUGUUUUAAACCAUGCAGUUGCAAGAAAAGUACAGAAUAGUAAUUUCCCUAUGUCUCUUUCUUUCUCUUUUUUCUUUUUUUUCAAUUCCCUCUGAUGUAGAAUUUGAAAUCCUACACUUCUGCAACUCACACUACUACCCAAUUCCCAUUAUCACCUGUAGCAAACAAAAUGGAAGAACCAAUGCUACACCUUAUAAUGGAAAAAGGUCCACUUUCUGGUCAAAAUCUAGACUACAAACCCGGUUCAAAGAUCCAUAUUGGUCGGGUCAUCCGUGGCAAUACAAUCUCUAUCAAAGACCCUGGUAUCUCCUCUAAACACCUCAGUAUCCAUUUCGAAUCCGGGUCAUGGGUCAUCAAUGAUCUCGGAUCCUCAAACGGUACGUUUCUCAACACUGUCGCUAUUGACCCGUCUCAAUCCACUAAACUUACCGACGGUGAUGUUGUAAAAAUCGGCGAAUUGACGUCAAUUAAAGUCAAAAUUUCAGCAAUGGAGGUUGACCCAGUUGAAGAAAUUGAGCCUAAGGGUAGAAAUACUCGACGAAACACCAAGCGUAAGGCGGGAUUGGGGGUGAUUGAUGAAAAUAGUGAGCUAGGGUUUGGAAAUGUGGGUCCCAAAAGAACGACUAGGAAUGCUAAGAAUUUGAAAAUUGAGGUUGGAAAUGUGGAUGAAGUUGAGAACUUUACUGUAAUUGAAGCUGAGAAAGAGGGGAAAGGGAAUUCGAGGAAAACUCGAGGUUCUAAGAAAGUAGAGAGUGUGAAUGAAGCUGAGAAUAUUGAUGUAGUUGAUGUUGAAAGAGAGAAUAAACGGUGUUCGAAGAGGACUAGGGGUUCGAAGAAAGGGGAGAGUGUUAAAGAUGUGGAUGAUGGUGUGGAGGAAGCUGAGAAUAUUGAUGUUGAAAGAGAGACUAAACGUCCGAGGAGGACUAGGGGUUCUAGGAAAGCGGAUAGUGUUAAAGAUGGGGAUGGUGGUGUGGAGGAAAGUGAAAGUCUAGCUGUAGUUGAGGUGGAGCAACAAAGGAAACCUAGUCCGAGGAGGACUAGGGGUGGUUCUAGGAAAGUCGAGAGUCUUGGUGUAGUUGAUGCAGAUAGAGAGAGGAAACCGAGUCCGAGGAGAACUAGGGGUUCUAAGAGAGCACAGAAUGUGGAGGAAGCUAAGAGUUCUGUAGCAAUUGAUGUUGAGAAAGAGAAGAAAGUGUGUACGAGGAGGACUAGGGGUUUAAGGAAGGAGAAAGAUGUGGAAAAUCUCCAUGAAAAUGUAGGUGAAUGCAUGGAAUUGAAGCAACUUGGGAAUGGGAAGGGGAAGGGAAGCACUACAACAACGGUGCGUUCGGAGGAAGAUGGGGCGAUGGAGAAGUUGGAAAGAGACCAAAAAGAUUGUGAAGAAACAGUAGAGGACAAUGCCGAUAAAGGAGUUGAAAGAAAUGUACUUGAGGAGGUGGCAGUUAGUAAUGUUGGUGAUGCAAACACGAGUGAAGUUCAAAUGGAGGAGGUUGUGGAUUUAGAGAAAAUGACACUUGGAGAGUGGUUUGAUUAUUUGGAGGUUAAUUUGCCAAAACAAAUAAUUGAUGCCACUGAGGAGAUGAUUUUAGGUAUGAAACAGAAAGCAGAGAAAUUUCAGGAGUUCAUGUUGCAGCAGAAGAAUGCAAAUGAUUGUGAUGGAAUACCAAAGGGUUAGACUGAGGAAUCAGUAGUGAGGUUUACAUUCUUAGGCUUGCAUUGCUAUUUCAAGAAAAAGGAUCAUCGACACAAAUAACUGAUAUAGGCGUCAUGCUCUGAAGAGAAUAUACCCUAUUUCGACGAAGUAUCUGAGAUUUAUAGACUAUAGUAGGUGUCUAUUGAUAUAUCCAGUUGGGGUUCAAGCUUCUUUUUGCUAAUUGUCUGGCUGUGAUCCUUGCGGAAGUAGCAUCUGCCAUUGGUACAGUUCUGAGUUUGAUGAAAGAAAGAAGUGCCAGUUGCAGGAUAAUGGAAAAUCUGAGAAUUCAUAUUUGCUCUAAUUAUGAUGUUCCACAUAAUUAUGAUAAAAUUGAGUCAUUUUCCUUGAUAUGAUGGUGGUGGUCAUGCAGAAAGAGGAUGUCCUUGGGACGAAAAGUUUUCAUACUUCAAUGGAGCCUGAGAUUCAACAACAUAAAGAUUAAAGGCUGGUUUAACAGUAUAUAAUCAAUUUCAGAAAUGACAUUGGCAACUGGGAGGAGGAAGCAGUAGACCUAAAGAAAAAGUUUGUCUUGCAAACUGAAGGAACAGGAUGUUAUAAUGCAUGUUCUGGCAAAUGGCAGUACAUCUGGGCUGAGGCUUCUGAUACUAAAAUUGUUUAGGCUGACUUAUUAGAUUUUGGUCUUUGUUGCAUCUUUCUCAACUUUGACAUAGAGCUGCUGUUUGUUAUGCAUUUAUAAGUGCUUGAGUGCUUCACUUGUACAUACUACUUGCUCUAAGAAGAUUUGCCUUUGUUGAUGACUCAGUU